Messenger RNA from Suillus clintonianus, 600 nucleotides. RefSeq lists its product as uncharacterized. Lineage: Eukaryota; Fungi; Basidiomycota; Agaricomycetes; Boletales; Suillaceae. Bases 1 to 600 code for a protein of 199 amino acids. The transcript is spliced from 7 exons. The record is from RefSeq and is a predicted model, not a curated record.
AUGAUGGAGCAAGAAUUGGAGUUUGAGAAAUGGCGUGCAGCUCUUGGAAGUGGUAGUGUCUAUUCGGAUGGAUUUUCAGAGUGGGCGACGUUGCCACGUUUACCUCUCCACCCAAGUUCGGGGGUGUUUGCGACACAAAUUGAAAUACUGCGGUCGGCCCUAGAUGAUUCGAGGACAACCAUGACAAAUCAUUCGUCAAGAAGCGCCGCGGCCUCGUUCGAAGGAGUGCCCACUAUUGAGUCGCUCAUGCCAUGCUUUAAACAUAUGGCACCUUCAUUUGGUUGGGCCGGCGGGCUCCUACAAUGGCGUUGUUCGACCACUGUUGGGUUUCUGGGAGGCAUCUUUACACGGGCAUCGAGGAAUAAGCCAGUUGGGGUAAACGCGAAGGCCUUCCGAAUUCCGGUCCCGAAGUGCCUGACUGUAAGGGUCAAAUCCCGUAAUGAACUCGACUUCCGUGGUAUACUUAGGGCAUCCCGAUUAUACGAUGAUCGGAAAGAUCGUGUCGGUAAUAGCAGUAGGGGAGGGACUCCUGAGAUUGGAGACUGCGGUGCUGAUCCGUUCCUAGACAAUGGGCCAUUACCGCAAGAUCGUCGACAAUGA